Messenger RNA from Guillardia theta CCMP2712, 1593 nucleotides. RefSeq lists its product as hypothetical. The record is from RefSeq and is a predicted model, not a curated record. The transcript has 20 exons. Gene Ontology annotation, cellular component: cytoplasm. NCBI's taxonomy places the organism in Eukaryota, Cryptophyceae, Pyrenomonadales, Geminigeraceae. Gene Ontology annotation, molecular function: ATP binding; histidine-tRNA ligase activity. The coding region runs from base 13 to 1593 and encodes 526 amino acids. Gene Ontology annotation, biological process: histidyl-tRNA aminoacylation.
GUCCGGUCCGUGAUGGCGGUGGGGGCUGGGAAGGCAUGGCUGCUGCUGCUGCUGCUGUCCAUGGCCGGAAGCUGCUCCAUCGCCUCGCAAGGAGGGCAGACGGUUGAGACGAUCCGGCAGCAAGACAUGGCGCCGCAGGGGAUGACCCAUCUGAGGGAUGCGAAGAAGGGGAAGAAAGUCAAAGUCGCGAAGGUCCCGACGGAGCCUCCUGUCGGAACCAGGGACUUCUACCCGGACGAGUUUGCACGCCGGUCGUGGCUGUUCGAGAGCUUCCGCCAGGUAUCUAAGAGAUUCAACUUCCAAGAGUAUGACUCUCCUGUGUUGGAGCAUGAAGUUCUUUACACCCGCAAGUCCGGGGAGGAGAUCACGGGGCAGAUGUACAACUUUGUCGACAAGGAUGGGUACAAUGUGACAUUGAGGCCGGAAAUGACUCCCAGCUUGGCUCGGAUGGUCAUAUCGAGGGAAAAAGAGCUGUUCUUCCCUCUCAAAUGGUUCUCCAUCCCUCAGUGCUGGAGGUUCGAAAACGUGCAGAGGGGGAGGAAGCGGGAGCACUAUCAGUGGAACAUGGACAUUGUUGGAGUGAAAAACGUGGCAGCUGAAGCUGAGCUGAUCGCAGCUACCGUCAGUCUCUUCCAGUCCCUCGGCCUGGGCUCGGGGGAUGUAGGCAUCAAGGUGAACUCUCGUAAGAUCCUCAACUCAGCGUUGAAGAUCAUGGAUGUGCCCGAUGAAAACUUCUCGUCAAUCUGCAUCAUCCUCGACAAGAUAGACAAGAUUGGAAGAGAUCGAGUUGUAGAGGACCUGGAGAGCGCUCAUAGCUUGCAACAUGAUUGUUCUCUCAACAUUGUCAAGAUCGCCUCGUGCACUUCGCUCGAGUCGCUCGAAGAGACGAUCCGUGACUUGAAGAGAGAAACGCAUGCUGCUGUCCCUGAGCUCCGCGCUGCCAUUGACGAGCUCCGCCAACUUUUCUCCCUGCUAGACUCGCACGGAGUCAAGGACUAUGUCUCCUUCGAUGCCAGCGUUGUCCGAGGGCUUGCGUACUACACAGGAAGAGGAGGGAGGAUCGUAUGGGAAGGGUUUGACCUCUCAGGAGAGUUUCGAGCGAUCUGCGGGGGAGGGAGAUAUGACAACUUGAUGAAGCUUUAUGGAGCACAACACGAGAUCCCUUGCGUUGGGUUUGGAUUCGGGGAUUGUGUGAUCAUGGAAGUUCUUGCAAAGAGGAACUUACUGCCUAAAACCAUGAAGACUUGCGAUGUUGUGGUUGCUGCUUACAAUCAGGUCUUCGAACUUCGAUGGAAUGAGUCAUGUGACGUAGGAGCUCAACAGGAAAUGCUCGGCCAUGCUUGCAGCAUCACAUCGCAACUCCGUCAGAUCUUCGACUAUGCUGAUCGAUCGGGAGCAUAUCAUAUGAUCUUCGUCGCUCCUGACGAGAUUGCAAGAGGGAAAGUGCGGAUCAAAGCGUUGAGAGGAUCUUUCAGAGGUUUCAAGAGCCUGGGGGGUGAGACGUAUGAGAUCUCAGAGGAUGGAAAGCAGAUUGACGUGCCUAUCGGGAGCAUACGUCACUUUAUCGAGGAGCUCUAUUCCUCUCCUUCCUAG